This is a messenger RNA of Anolis carolinensis (green anole), 2185 nucleotides long. RefSeq names its product elongation factor 1 (gene elof1). Gene Ontology annotation, biological process: transcription elongation by RNA polymerase II. Gene Ontology annotation, cellular component: transcription elongation factor complex. Gene Ontology annotation, molecular function: RNA polymerase II complex binding. NCBI's taxonomy places the organism in Eukaryota, Metazoa, Chordata, Lepidosauria, Squamata, Anolidae. The transcript is spliced from 4 exons. Bases 162 to 413 code for a protein of 83 amino acids. The record is from RefSeq and is a predicted model, not a curated record.
CCUCUAACCUUUUCCUAUCUCUGUAUUCCAAACCAACCCGCGGCGCCAACGCUGCAGUUCUUUUUCCGGUCAGGGCGCCGGAAGUGCUGGUCUCCGUUGGAAACGCGGCCUGACGAGGUAGUUGGAGCCAAGUCGGAGUAGGGUGAGAAGCGGGGGAAAGGAUGGGUCGUAGGAAAUCAAAGCGGAAGCCUCCACCCAAGAAGAAGAUGACUGGGACACUGGAGACCCAAUUUACUUGCCCAUUCUGUAACCAUGAGAAAUCCUGUGAUGUUAAAAUGGACAGAGCUCGGAAUACUGGUGUCAUAUCCUGUACUGUGUGCCUGGAAGAAUUUCAAACCCCUAUAACCUAUCUUUCGGAACCAGUGGACGUUUACAGUGAUUGGAUAGACGCUUGUGAGGCAGCCAAUCAGUAGCAACAACUGGAGAAGAAUCUGCCCGGCAUUGACAAACCUUCUAAAUUUGGGUGGGUGGGUGGGAGGGGGUGUGUUAUAUAAUGCAUUGUUACACAGUGCAUAGACGAUACAACUGGAGUAGUUGGGAAAUGAUGGCUUUUGUGCUGUUUGUUUCUAUCCAGUAAUCUUGUUCUAUUACAUGUCUUUUGAGAGACUUUGCCUCUGGAAUUAAGGGACUAAAGACUGUCAGUCGGACCUAAAAGAGUGGGAAAGGCUAGUAUGAUCUGUGAGCUGCUGCCUAGCCAUUGGAGAUCUUGCUCUACCAGACUGCAUUGGCUAUAGUCCAUCACAUGUUGCUGCUCAAUUUAUAGAAGAGAUGUCAUGAUAGCUUGGUUCUCAGUGAUAUUCCUUGGAAUGUUGUGCUUCUUUGUGGCUAUGAUUGAAGUGCUGUGUUUGGGAAGAAAGAAUACACAGAAUAUAAGAGGAAAUCCCCUCCUGAUCCCAUAAUUCUUUGAACUUCAUUGGGGCAACUUACCUCUUGAUCGGUUUUCUCCAUUUAGUAAGGAUGACAGUGUGUUGUGCUACUCCUGACAGUGCCAGAAGAAUAUUAUACAAUCUUUUCCCUAUCAAGAUGUCUUUUUCUGUGCACAUUUAUGUGCAGGAAGUUUCUCUCUUAUUUCGUACUAUGCAACAGGGCAAGUAGAAUUUCCCAGACUGUCUUUGGUCUCUGCAUGGUGCAGUGAAAAUGCCUGCAGUUCCUCUUUGAUUUUACUCUUCCAGACGGGACUAUAUCAAAUGAAGAGAAUGUUCUUUUAUUUGGUAUUACUUAUUCAGAAGCUAAUUGUUUCUGUGACUAGGUCAUCUGUGUCGCUGGAUAUGGGAUAUUGAGAAUUCUAUCAUGGCAUAAUAAAUGCUCAGAGGAACAAGUCAGUCUGCAUUUUGGAAAAAAUUGUGCCAUCUUUUGACAAAUAGGUGCUUGUAUUAUGUACAUAAGUGAAGUUGAAUAGUCUAUUAUAAAAAAUCCUUCAUCUUGUAUAUGUGUGUUUUUAACAUCCUUUACAAUGCACUACCACUUGCUCAGUGAUCAUAUACCCUGCCAGUUUUGCUUAGCUGUUUUUACCAGGCUUGUUUCCUAAGAUCAGAGUACCCACAAAUCCCAGCAUCUUCAAUACAUAUGAAUGGCAAGCUCUGAAGAUCUCAACAUGGGGUUGGGUGGGAAUGAAUGUAUUAUUCUGAAUUUGGAAAUCCAUUCUCAGCUUUCCUCGGUGCUAUGAGGAGAGCCUUCAUCUGCUUCCUGAUGGUUAUUCUAAGAUCUCAGCUGCUGCGCUGUUAACUCUCAUCUUUAAAAUCCAAGGCAGGAUGAAUUCUGUGCUCCCUUGGUAAACAGAUCCCCAUAUGGUUGUUGCACGGGGAUCUGUUGUCGAAGGCUUUCAUGGCCGGAAUCACUGGGUUGUUGUAUGUUUUCUGGGCUGUAUGGCCAUGUUCCAGAAGCAUUUCCUCCUGACGUUUUGCCCACAUCUGUGGCAGGCAUCAGAGGUUGCGAGGUAUCUGAAGAUGCCUGCCAUAGAUGUGGGCGAAACGUCAGGAAAUAAUGUUUCUGGAACAUGGCCAUACAGCCCAGAAAACAUACAACAACCCUGUGAUUCCGGCCAUGAAAGCAUUCGACAACAGAUCCCCAUAUGCUUGUAUGUAGAUAAUGUCCAAGGAAUCGGAACUCAUAUCUUGUUUACAGUGUAUUUAAGGAGCUUCUGCAAUAGAUACUCCUUAUAAAUAAAUGCUAUACUGGAAAAGUG